Messenger RNA from Sphenostylis stenocarpa, 453 nucleotides. The record is from the annotation of a GenBank genome assembly. NCBI's taxonomy places the organism in Eukaryota, Viridiplantae, Streptophyta, Magnoliopsida, Fabales, Fabaceae.
AUGGAGAUACAUAACGUUUCCCUGGGCAUCAAGUUGGUAAGAAGUAGGUUAUCUCACUUAAAGGCACUUAUUAUUCUUGAUAAUGUUGAUAAACUUGAACAACUUGAGAAAUUGGCUUUACUACCUACGCACCUAGGUGCAGGGAGUAGAGUUGUGAUAAUCUCUAGAGAUAAUCAUAUCUUAAGAAAUCAUAAAGUGGAUGCAAUUUACAAUGUUCAACUCCUGAAUGAAGAUAAAGCUUUUCAAUUGCUUUGCAGAAAAGCUUUCAAAUGUGAUAACAUUGUGAAAGAUUAUAUAGAUUUGGCAUAUGAAGUACUGAAGUAUGCUGAUGGCCUUCUAUUAGCAGUUGAAGUAUUGGGCUCCUUUUUAUUUGAUAGAGAUGUUUGUGAGUGGAGAAGUGCGUUGACCCUUAAUAAGUCCGACCGACACCUUAGAAUCGGUCUUCCAAUGUAA